Branchiostoma floridae (Florida lancelet) is the source of this 7600-nucleotide messenger RNA. RefSeq names its product girdin-like. Lineage: Eukaryota; Metazoa; Chordata; Leptocardii; Amphioxiformes; Branchiostomatidae. Gene Ontology annotation, cellular component: centrosome; cytoplasm. The coding region runs from base 471 to 6749 and encodes 2092 amino acids. The record is from RefSeq and is a predicted model, not a curated record. Gene Ontology annotation, molecular function: dynein light intermediate chain binding; microtubule binding. Gene Ontology annotation, biological process: cytoplasmic microtubule organization; cytoskeleton-dependent intracellular transport. The transcript is spliced from 33 exons.
GCUUUGAAUUUUUGGUGUGGAGGUGAACUGCGGUGAGCUUCCUUUCCAACUUUCUUUUAUCAGUUUUUUAGUCAGCUGGGGGCCGUUCAGGUGUAGCAAACUGUAGGUAGGGGUGUCUGCCGUCGAAAGUGGAUUGUGUGUUCCCCAGGAUUGCUUGUUCCACGGAGUUACGGGCGGAUUUGUGCCGUACGGUUGGCGAGAAAGGAUCGCGAGGCCGACCGAUGUUCAGACCGGAACACCUUUAGUCGGACGGGAGUGGUGUGUACAUAGUGCCAACCAACACUGUAGGACUGCUCAAAACAAGUGUCUAUUAUUCCGUUUUCCAACGUGCUGUGUCGUGCAGAAUCUCGGGAGAACUCGACGCGUGUUUUGCUGUGUAAAAUGAGCUGAGAGCGCCCUCCCUGCCACCCUGCAGUACGUGGCAAAACAAGCCUGAGUUUAGUCCGAUUUUGUCGGGACAGGGACUCAACAUGGCCGAGGAGGAUGCAGACAUCUCUCCCAUGGAGGCCUUUAUGGACAGUCCCUUGGUGGUCUGGGCCAAGACCUUCAGCCCUGGCUCCAAGGUGGAUUUCACAAACUUAGUGGAAGGAACGUUCCUGAACGAGAUGAUGCUCCAAAUUGACCCUCGACCAACUAACCAGCGGAUCAACAAGCAGGUGCAAGGCCAGGUGCACCUACGUAUCCAGAACCUGGCUAUUCUGAUGAGGCACAUCAAGUCCUACUACCAGGAUGUUCUUCAGCAGCUGAUUGUGAUGAAGCUCCCUGACAUCAUUGCUAUUGGCAAGGAGCCUGAAGGAGAACAAUGUAUCCAUGAGCUGAGAAAGAUACUGCUAUUAGUGCUGGGAUGUGCAGUACAGUGUGAAAAGAAGGAGGUCUUCAUUGAGAAAAUCAAGGAGCUAGACCUGGAUGUACAACAUGCCAUGGUUGGACACAUUCAAGAGAUAACGGACAACACAGACAACAUCUUCUGUACCCAGUGGAGCGAGCUGACAGAGAUCCCUCCUGAGGAGUUGGAUGGUCUGUCAAGGAACAUGUUCUACCAUCUCAAGAGGCUGGUCAAUGAGAGGGACGACUACUGUGAGGCACUUGCAGAGAUCACACAGGAGAGGGACUACUACCAGCAUGCUCAGCAGGAGGCAAGCAAACAGGCACAGUCUCCAGUUGCACCCGGGCAGCCACAGGACAAAAACCACCUGACAGUGGAACUGGCCGACACCAAGGCCCGACUGAGAAGACUCCGCCAGGAGCUGGAAGAGAAGAGCGAGCAAGUGGUGGACUUUAAGCACGAGAUCGAGCAGAUCAACCUCACCCUGCAGAAACUCCGGCAGGAGAACCUGGAGCUGAGUACGGACGCGCGGUCGGCGAGGGCCUACAGGGACGAGCUGGAUGUGGCCAAGGAGAAGCUGAGCAAGACGGAGAAGUUUGAGUCUGAGAUCCAGAGGUACAAGGAGAAGCUCAACGACUUGGACUUCUAUAAGGCCCGGACUGAGGAACUACGAGAAGACAACAGGAUCCUGCAUGAGACCAAGGCCAUGCUGGAGGAGCAGAUGGAGUCCCUGAGGGCCAAGAAGGAGAAGUGGGUGGAGGUGGAACAGGAGAACCUCCGGAUCAAGGCACAGCUGAAGGAGAUGGAGGAGAGAAGAGAUGAAGACAGGAGGAGGAUUCAAGAGCUGGUUGAUGAGAAUAUGGCUCUUGACCUGGACAAGAGGCAAACCCUUAACGAGUCCUUAACCCUCGGGAGGGAACUGGAAGAUGCCAAGAGCAAGAGUUCUUCAGGCUGGUCCUACAAAGGUUACUACCCACUGGCCGCGGAGUGUAACGAGUCGGCGACCAGCCGAGCGCUGCGGCUGGAGAAGGAGAACAAGAGGCUGGUGCAGGAGAUGGAGGAACUACGGGAGCAGAUGCACCACUCUGACUCUAGUAAUACAAGAAUGACUGAGCUGGAGAAGGAGAACCAGCGCCUGAGUGAGAAGUUGAAGCGCCUGCAGGACAGUGCCACCAAGGAGACCCAGAGCCUGCUGGACCUGGAGCAGUUUAGUGAUGAUCUCAUCAAGGAUAAGGCUCAGCUUGAGCAGACGUUGGAAACAAUUAAAGAAAACAGUGAGAGACAGAUCCAGGAACUGGAGAGAGAAAAUGAGCAGCUUCAACAGACGAUAAACACACUCAGGCAGAGAACGCAGAUUUCUUUAGAUGCUCGUGUCAAGGAUAUUGAGAAAGAAAACAAGACCUUGCACGACAGCUUGAGAGAGACAACCAGCAAGUUGUCCCAAGUCGAGUUGGAGAAGAAGCAGCUUAGUCGCCAGUUUGAGAGAAUCCGUGACAAUGCAGAGAGGGCAGAGGAGAUGGAGAGGGAAAAUGUAAAAGUCGGCAGAGAAAAAGAACACUUACAGAGGACAAUAGAAACUCUGAAGAUCUCUUGUGAGAAUUUUGACCAACUGGAGAAGGAACACAAUGCAAUGGAAAAAGAACACAGAAAGCUGAAGAAGGAGGUAGAUAGUUUGAAGUCAAAGGCGGAGAAGUUUGAUGAGUCCGAGAAGGUCAACAUCCAGCUGAAUGCAGAGAAGCAGCGACUACAGAGAACCAUCGAAAACCUGAAGGGCACAGGCAGCAAAGUGUCUGAGAUCGAAGAGGAGAAGGAAGAGCUGGAGAAAGAAAAUCACCAGCUGAAGAAGAUGCUCGCAACCUCAAAAGAAUCCGUCCAAAGGCUCGAGGAAGACAACUUGAGGUUAGACAGCCAGAACCAGAAGUUGACGAAGUCUGUGGACCAUUCCAGUAGGAAGGUGGAGGAUCUACGGAAAGAGAACUCCGAGCUGGAAAGCGAGGGCCAGAGGCUCCAGAAAAGUCUGGAGAACAUGAAGGCAUCCAGCAGGAAGCUGCAGCGGCUGGAGAAGGACAAUCGUGACCUGGAGACAACAAACACUCAGCUGGAGAGGAGUCAGAAGCAGUUGGAAAAGGAAAACAAGAGAUUGAGGCAGUCCAUGGAGAUGAAGGAGGGCAUGUUGGAGGACAGUAACACCAGGAUAGCCAGUCUGGAGACAGAGAUCAGGCACAUGCAGAAGGACAAGGAGAGAAGUAAGGAUACAGACAGCAGGAUUCAGGAGUUAGAGAAGGACAACAAGGAUCUGCUGAAGCAAACAACUAUGGACAAGAAAACACUGGCGACGCUACGGGAGGAACUGGUGAAUGAGAAACUGCACAACCAGCAGCUGACCAAUGAGCUGGAGAAGCUAGCAGCAGAACUGGAUAAGAUCGGUCUAAACAAGGAGAAACUUCUACAACAGGAGCACUCACAGGACGAGAGCCGGUGGAAGGCCCUAGAGUCCCGCAUGGAGAGUGAACUGAAGAAGAGCCUUGAGAUUAAGGAGGAGAAGGUCCAUGCACUGGAGAGUCGGCUCCAGGAGUCAGUUAACAGGAAUCAGAAGCUGCGCGACGAGUUGAGAACUCUGCGCCGGGAACACGAGGCUCUACAGCAGAAGUACGAGGAGGAGCAGGGCUCCAGCCCCCCCAAGGUCACGGUCAGGCGCACCACCCAGGGGGAAACCACCAGGGAGCUCAUCAAGAUGAAGGAUCAGGUCAUUGAGUUGGAGAGAAAUAAUGCCAAAUUUGAGACUGAGAAUAGCAGCCUGAAGCAGCAAAGUAGGAGCCUGGAGUCCCAGUGCAACAAGCUGCAGCAGCAGGUGUCCUCGCUACAGUCCCAGAAUGCCUCUCUACAAGGGCAGAGCAGCAACCUGCAAUCCCAAAAUGCAAAGCUGCAAGUCGAACUCUCUACACUGCAAUCCCAGAAGUCCUCUGUCACUUCUGAACACACCAAACUGCAAACUCAACAUUCCCAGGCAGAGACACAGUACAAGUCUCUGCAGAGAAGGUACGACGACAUGAGAAGUGAACACACGGCUCUGCAAAAAGACUUUGAGCGUCUGCAGAAACUGCACAGUACCCUGUCCUCAGACAAUGAAGCCAUGGCUUCGGAGCACAGCAUGUUGAAGUCCAACUUUAAGAUACUGAAGAGUGACAACAAGAGGCUGGAGGACCAGUACAACUCACUUCUCAAGGAGAACGAGGGUCUGAAGAAGAUGAAGUCCACGUUUGAAUCAGUUAGGUCAGAAGACAGAACCCUGGCUGCUGUCAAAGCAGAUAAUGAAAGGUUGCAGGCAACCAACAGGAAGCUGACAGCAGACUACCAGGACCUGCAGACUGACCACAAGGGGCUGAAGCAGACCUACAACAGUCUACAGCUGGAGCACACCCAGCUAGCUGGGGACCUUAGGGAGUUCCAGUCACAGUACAUGCAGAUGGACAUGGCCACCUCCAAAAUGGAGGGCAGAUGUGAGAUGCUGCAGCAGCUGAACCGUACACUGGAGGAGGAGAACAAACAGCUGAUGUCACAGCUGACCAAGCUGCUGGAACAGAACCAGGAGCUGUUAGCUCAGACUCUGGAGAGCAAGGAGCAGUUCCACGAGGAGGAGAGACAGUUUUCUGACAAGUUGAAUGAGUUGCGGAGGCAGAAAGAGAAGCUGGAGGAGAAGAUCAUGGACCACUACAAGGGCUAUGAACCAUCUCCUCCCAGGAAGAAGGGCUUCAAACUCUUCAACAAGAUAUCAGCAGCAAUGAGUAGGACAAACAAGGCACCAAAGGAGAGGGACAAGAAGACUUCCAAGGUGAGCUUGUCUGACCACGUGGAUGGCCAGGGUGCGGAGCGGUCCGACAGUUCUUCCAUCGGCUCCUACGGUGACUCCCUGGAUGGGUCCGCUGAGAACACCAACUCACAGAAAACCAACAACGUUCAAUCAGAUUCCACAAGGCAAUCCCGACAGAAAGUCAAGCGCAGGUUUACAUUUUCUCCUGGAGAUUUGCUUGAGUCUUCGCUCAAGUCUCCCCGCUCUCCCAGAAGCACCAGUCCCCGGAGAGUCACCACUUUGAAACGUUCCAUGUCUCAGGCCAUCGUGGAUGAUUACAUUGACAUGGUGUUUAAGAGCAGACGAACAAACCUGAGGAAACACAAGUACAGGAGUGAAACCGUACUCAACACCAUCUUGAGGGAUGAGAAGGAAGAGCCCCAGACUAAGGACAAGAAAAAGAAGAGGGUGCGCGUGCUGGACAACAACCAAAAAGUGCUGUCCAAAAGUCUGGACGACAUCGAUGAGGAAUGCAACAGAGACAGUGGCAUAGACUAUGACCCGUACCCCUUGAGAGACAGGAAACAGAAGUACAGGAGUGAGCUGGUGCUGUACCGCACCUCGUAUCCUUGGGACUAUGAAAUUGAGUCCUCCCGACCCAGACCAUUGCAGGAACGACGGAACCAUUACAGAAGUGAAGAGUUUCUGCACAGACGGUCCAUGCCUGCCCUUGAUGUGAUCAGUGAGAAUUUCUGUGCCUUGUCUAGUGAGGACCUCCACCUCAACAUUCCACCUGAAGCUGACUCACAAAGCUCAGGCUCUGCCGGGUCUCGCCCAGCAUCACACAACACCAGUUACAACAGUGAAGGCAACCGCAGUUGGUCCAAUUACAGCACCAACAUCUCGCCAAGGAUAGAAAUAGAUCGUAUCAGAGCGGGCAGCUUGGGAAGCGAAGAUCACAUUCCAACCAAGGACCCAGGCAGUCUUGUUCCGCCCGUUGACCGCGCCCGUACGGCCUCCUACAACUCGUACGACUCCAGGGACAGCUCGCCACGGGACUCCACUUCCACACCUCGGUCACAUGCGUCAACACCGAGGUCUCAGUACAAUGCAGUGUCACCGGGCAGCGAGAUGGUAUCGUUGGAGCAGUUCUUAGACGAAAGCAACAAGGUUCCCUCUCCACUGUUUACAAGGAAGAAGAUGGAAAAGAGCAGGUCCCAGGACUCCGACUCAUUGCUGCAUGACAGAGACAAGGAUCAUCUGGCACGUAACAUGAUGUACAGCUCCAUGUCACAACUCCCAGGGGAGUCUCAUUCCUCCAGGCCACCCUCCAGUCCCAACUUCAAUGCCAGAAGGCAACAUUAUCAGUCAGAAGUGAACCUGUCGUCCAUUCCAAAAGACAGGAGUCAAGACAGGAUCCAUCCAGACUCGCGUGCCAUGUCAUCCUCUACCAGCCGGCUAGACGGCAGCCAUCCUCCUGCACCUCCUCAGCGGUACGCACCUUCCAAGAUGCUGAGCCCAGCACCCAACCCCCAGUCAUCUCCCGUGCAGACACGGGUAUUGACAGUCUCCAACAGGCUGGAUCGCUUGUCCAAAACGCCAACUCCAAGCCAACCCCAAACUGUCACUGUCAAAACCACCACCAUUCCCGGAACAGACAAGCCCACCAUCAUGGAUGGAAAGACGCCGUCGCCUCGGCACGAGUAUGGAGGUGGGGACGCACCUCGAAGACCGCCACCGGAAUACACAAACUAUUCUCCUCGUGGUUACAAACCUCCGUCCACCAGCACUCCUCAGUCUGUCAGGUACUCUGACAGGCCGACACCUAACCCGAGAAAUUUGAACUCACAGUAUGACUCCAGACCGGACUAUAGUAGAGACAGUAGGCCCAGUCCCAGAGAAGGACAAUAUGGCAGGGCUCCCCCAUCUCCUGGCAGGGCUCCCCCAUCUCCCAGACAACAGAGGGCCAACCCCAGGCCUCCACAGGAACAGAAAUCCUCCGUUAGACAAACAGCUGCCAUGUUCGAGCAAAAGGGCCGGGAUGAUGACAGGAAGGGAGAAGCACCAAAUAACCAGGGUGGGCCCUCAGGCGCUGAGGGGUCGUCCAUCUGGUAUGAGUAUGGAUGUGUCUAAUAAGUAGGGAACUGUGCUGUACAGAUUUGAGUUAUUGUUUGGAAAUAUCAUUUCAAAUUCCCUUAGUAACCUGGCUUGUAAUCAUUGAUGAGACUGAAAAGUUUGCCAAAAUUAUGUUUGUUUUAUGAAAAAUAUUGAUUAUGUUGACAAUCAGAGGAAAUUAUCUUUGUUUAUGUAGAUAGCACUUGUUUGUAAGCUAUAUACGAGUGUACAUUUUGUUUGCCAUCUGAGUGCACAGUGUGGAGACUGCAGUGUGAAGGAGGGGUUGUGGUCUAAAAACCCAUGUUUGCUUUCCUAUUUAAUUUAAACCUGUACAUUUGAUUUCCUGUGGGGUUGACCAUCCCUGAUAUCAGUACACAGUAUUACACUUAACACAACUUCUCGUUUUGUUUGUGGUCAUACAUGUACCACUUGUAAGAGUUUGUCUUUAAGAUAAUAUCUUAGUUUUAGUUCUUGCUGUCCUGACAUCCCUAUAAAUCAGACUGUGCACUGUGUCAAAAGAAAACUGAGCAGGAUGAUAACAUGCUCCUGGUUGUGUGCUCAAUAAUCAUUCUUCCACACUUCAUACAGAAGUACUAUCAUUGUUUCUUGCAGUUAUCACAACAGUUAAUGUACUGUGUAGUUGUUUUGUACACAUUGCUUUAAGCAUUAAUCAUGUGAUCAAGGAUCCAUGAGUGCCGGGGUUUGGGAUUUGUAAUUAUGGCUUUAUAUCAAACCUCUACGUUGUAAGAUUUUGUAUCGGCCAAAAUUGAAAGGAUGUAAAAUAAUUUGACUUUCUACCCUGUGAUCAGAGUGUAAGCUAGAAUAGCUGUCUUGCUGUUAUUUUGGAAUAAAGGAAGUUGUCUUCAGGA